Malania oleifera is the source of this 1080-nucleotide messenger RNA. RefSeq lists its product as uncharacterized. The transcript has 2 exons. The coding region runs from base 268 to 726 and encodes 152 amino acids. The record is from RefSeq and is a predicted model, not a curated record. Lineage: Eukaryota; Viridiplantae; Streptophyta; Magnoliopsida; Santalales; Ximeniaceae.
AUCCUCUGCUUUGGAGGACUCUUCCGAUAUUUCCUGACGAUUUCGUUGCGAUUCCUCUUUUCGCGGUACGUCUUUUACUAUUCCACGCGUCACCAACAGAGCCAGCCUCGUCGUCUUGCUGAACUGCACCGGUGUCGCGACGUUCGAGUGGGGAACUAUCAAAACGAUGACGUUUUAACUUCAAAAUGUUUAGCUGCCACUAACUGCAGCUAAACAAGGCACGAGACCCUCGCUGGGUCAAAGUCUUCUGCCUUCGAUUGAAACGCCAUGGCAAAAACUCUCUUCUUCAUCUCUCUCCUCAUUCUCCUCUUCUCCCACUCUUAUGGUAACCCUAAUUCGAGCCUUGAAUUAUCUCCUUCGGCCCACGUGGAGCUCAACAGGUACGGCUUUCCGAUCGGUCUUCUCCCCACGAACGUCUUGGGCUACAGUCUAAACGAUACCUCCGGCGCCUUCUCCGUUAACCUCGACAGUGCUUGCAAGAUCUUGCUCCCUCCCGACAACUACCUCGCCACCUAUUCGAAGACGGUGAGAGGGAAGAUCGUCGCCGGCCGCAUCGCCGAGCUCGACGGCAUUCGCGUCAGGGCUUUCUUCAAGUGGUGGUCCAUCACCGGUAUUCGCUCUAGCGGUGAUAACUUGGUGUUUGAGGUUGGGAUGGUCACGGCAAAGUUCCCGGCCAAGAAUUUCAACGAGAGUCCUGGGUGCGACGGUCAGCGCUCUGCCUCUUAAGUUUUUAAAGAGUUUGGCAGGGCGUCCUCCAUUUGGUGCUGCAUGUUGCUGCCGCUGUGCAAAUUAGACAUUUGGUGAUGAUCCCCGUGCUUCAGCUGUACUAUGGAAGCUUAACCCUCUCAUAAAUCACCCGUACUGCUCUCUCAUUUAUAUUGUGUAUAUAUAAAUACACCACUACGCCAGGGUGUUCUUGACAACAGAUGUUUUAGUAUCUCUUGCUAUAUAACUGGACAUGGUCGUUUAUCCCCCCUUCUUCUGCAAGUGCCUCUAAAUUAUUAUUAUUAUUUGUUAAAACUUGAUAUACAUUAUUGACCCACAGCUUAAACACAGCAUUGAAGCUGCUUACCAUGGGAA